This is a messenger RNA of Effrenium voratum, 1725 nucleotides long. The record is from the annotation of a GenBank genome assembly. NCBI's taxonomy places the organism in Eukaryota, Dinophyceae, Suessiales, Symbiodiniaceae.
AUGCAAGACUUCGGCAACAACCAGCUGCCGCUGCUGGACGCCUGCGGCGCUCACUUCGGGCCAACGCCCGAGAGCUCGAGCAACGUGUACCACUACCACGUGCAAGACCAGGCGCCUUUCACGGUGGGUUGCUACGGGCCCUCGGCCUCCAACGGCCUGGUGUCGGUGGCGGAGUGCCGGGCCUUGUACCACAAGUGCGACAACGACGGGGGUGCUGGGAGCGCCAUCGAGACCAAUGAAGGCACCGUGAUCUAUGACAAGUUCUGCCCUUGCUGGGACGGCGCGGGGUCCAAUAUGGGCACCAACAUCGUGGAGCUUCCCGCGCUUAGCACCUCCGCCAUCUCCUACACCGCAGGCAACACCACCGCCGGCGCUUGGGGCUCUAUUUCCAGCGCCAGCAUGCGAAUGCCGAAGCUUUUUGGCCUGACGGCGAUCGUUUGCGCCCUGAACUAUGUGUACCUUCAGGACGGAGACUCGGACCAGGUCUUUGAAGAGGAGGAGGUGAUGUCGGCAACGAUCAGCAGAAGGCGCGGCGGUUCCACAAGGACAGAGGCGCUGGAGAGCGUGAUGAAGUACCAGAGAGAGGAGGAAAUGAUGGUGUUGAAGAAUCGCCAGCUCGAGGAGGUCCAGGAGGCUGCUGCAGCAGUGAUCUUGCGACUUGCUGCAGGACCGGUUCAGGGCGCGGCCCUGCCACAAGCCAGCGCGGCCCAGGAAGUCUUGGGGGACGGUGCUCCGCUGCAGGGGCGCGCCCACCAGACAGGCCAGGUCAGCGAAGCAGGGCGCCAGACCAAGCGCCCGCGGCCGCAUCCAGAGAUCCACAGCGCGCGGCAGCUGUUUGAGACUCUGGACCAAGAGACGCGCGGCUACGUGACCGUGGACCAGGUGGUGGCAGACUGGCCCGGUGAGCCUGACCGUCAGCAGCUUCUGCUGCUGAGUGGUGGCACUGGACGUCUUGCCUGGCCGGACUUCCGAGCUGCGGUGCGGCUCUGGCGCAGCCUGCCGUCCCACCGUCCUCCACGGUUGAGGAGGUACCUGCUGCAGUCCUGCGCUGAGAACUCCUGCGGCACCUGGGCCGCGCUGUGCGCUGCCGAGGCGACCUGCUUCGCGGCCCAUGCGGUGGAGCAGACAGACUGGGCGCCGUUGGUUUCUUUGGGCGCCUUCGGGUGCUUGCUGGGCCUGGUGCCGCUGGACAGCAGCAGCACUGACCCCAAGCUGGACCGCAACGACUCUGGGCCCAAGCCCAUGGUGAACCUAGGACCCUCCGGGCGCUUCUGCGUGUAUCUCGGCGCGAGCGCUUCACUCGGGGUGACGCUAGCGCCUGCUGCUCCGCUGCUGGCUGCAACGAUCGGCGACCCCAAAUCGCAUGGGCAUGGGCCGUUGGCCCUUUGUGCCCUGAGCGGCGUGCAGCUCGCAGGCUUCUCUGCUGCUCUCUAUGCCCUGCCUCGUGCCAAGGACGACGAGGGCCCUGGGCACCGGCGGCUGGGCUGCGCCUUCGCGUGUCUCUGCGGGGCGGUGAGCGCGAUGGGGUUGGGCCUCUUGGCGACGCGGCUGGGGGAUCGCCCGGGGGCGCGUUUGCCGAUGCUGGCGGCCAGCGGUUUGCUGCUGCUGCAGAAUCUCUGCACCUGCGAACUGGCGCUGCGCGCCUUUGGCAGUGGCCGGCCUGAGCCGCUGAGGCCAGCGCUCGCGCCUGCGCUGGGCGUUUUGGCAACAUUGCCAUUGGACUGA